Dicrocoelium dendriticum is the source of this 2468-nucleotide messenger RNA. The record is from the annotation of a GenBank genome assembly. NCBI's taxonomy places the organism in Eukaryota, Metazoa, Platyhelminthes, Trematoda, Plagiorchiida, Dicrocoeliidae.
GGUACACCGAGUAACUGAUACCUAUUGUUCGCUGCCAGAAUCACAGCCGGGACAAGUAUGUUUGGUCUAAGAUGAAGUUUGAGUUAAUCUUUAUCAUUGGGCUUUUGAUUCAUUUCACGUCCAUUUUGUUGGUUUGUUUACGCCCACCUCUUUUUUCGGUUACAUUCCUACGCAGCGUCCGUUACGAUGCGAGUCGUCGAUCUGUUCCGUUCCUCGGAUGCUAUUUCCCUCGACUAUCAAGACGACACUCUAGUCAACCGAUUAUGUAGCUGCAUUCUUUGUCCCGAUAGAUUUCACCCACCAUUCUCUGACUGGAACACAGAAGAGUUAGAACAUGUCAUUAUCAACUGUUUGCAGAAUAAUAGGUUUUGUCUUUCCGCCUCUGAUGAACGUUGUAUGCAACUACUGAAACUUUCGCUGGUUAUUUUCUUUAAAUUUCACACACAUUUACCAGCUAUCAUCACAGUAGAAGCUCGCCGAUUCUUCUUGUGUUUACAUAACCUACCCCAGAGUUACGUUUCUACUGCUUUGAAUGCAAUACAUGACCAUAUCAAACAUUCAUGCGCUCUCACUGAUCUCGCGAUUUUGGACACAAUCCUGGACCAGAACAUCCUGCACUUUUUUCACUGUUUGCUGCUUCAACGGAAAAACAUACAUCACUCGAAGAUACUUUUCAGCUUAUUUGCACAUCUCACAGUGUACAGAUGGGAACGAAAUCCUGAUACAUGUGAAGAAAUUUUUCUAUUGUUCGCCUCUGAGUUUGCAAGUUUGACUGCCACGUCUCUGUCCUAUUUAUUGGCCCUCAACGAGACCUCUAAAGCUUUUGACUGCAAUGUGGCACCUAUCUCUAUUCGUUCUCCAUUCCCUCUAACAAUCGAUGACAUAAAUUGUUCCCCUAGGUCCUAUCUUGCUGGGAUUUUGCACAUGUUUUGUGCGCACAAACUCACUUAUUCGGACCUAGGGUCCGAUGAUGUUCUUUCACUGUUCAGUAACUAUCAGGCACUCCCCGAGCUCUGUGCCAAGGUGAUUGGUGCCCAUUUGCGAUUGAACAGUGCAGUAUCGGGCGUAGUUUGGAGUAACGUUUUAUCUGUUUGGUCCUCAGCAGUGUUGGACCAGUUAGUCACUAAGUCGAAGUCCAAACUGUGUGCUUUGAUAGACCCUUUGAUUCACGCUCAAAAGACUAAAUUUCCAUCAAGCAACACAUGUGUCAAGGUUGAGCCAGCGCUGUUGUCACAGGCUUUUUCGGAAUUAUUUCCUCCAUGGGACGUACAUGCAACUGACAUCGACCCUGAGUACAGAGAGAAGAUAUUUCUACUCCUGAAUGUACUUAUGAAUUGUCAUGUGCCGACCGAGAUCCCUCUUCUCGAAUGGCUGGAACAUGUUAAGGCUUGCAUCGAACCUGGGUUACGUCAGCACGACAAAAGUAGAAACUUGUACGAGUCAAAGGGUUUGCUGGAUCUUUGCAAUACUAUAUGUCGAUCGCUGUGCUUGAAGGGUGAGAAACAAGCUGUUAUUGAUUUUCUGCACCACUUGACUUCGAGUCUGGAUACCUGUGACGUUUUUACAGUCUUCGUUGGUCGCGCAUUUCUAGCAGUUGCAAUUAUAAGAGAGAAUUUUUUUCCUGUUUGGGGAAGCGGAGCCGAAAUAGUUAUUUUCUCUAUUCUACGCGCCUUGCUUGUCUUACAUGCCGCGUGCGAUUCAAAUGGAUACCCGAAUCUGGAAUGGGAUCGAGACAGUAUCUUUGCCUCCUGCUCUAAGCUUCUUCUCGAGGGCUUUACUGUUUCAGUCUUCUGGUCGCCAAACUCUAUCGCAAUAUUUUCGGAAAUUACAAGACAUAUGUUCUCUUCGUCUUCCUCCCUACUAAUCAACCCCGAAACUCGUGGUACUAUCCUUUGUAUGUUACUAUCCCUUAUUGCAACCCGUUUUGAGGAUUCGAGCCAAUUAAGUGCUGAAAUCUGUCAACACAUCCCACUGGACUGCAUGGUUAUUUAUUGCGAGAAUCUUUUGGAUUACGGGCUAACCGACUUCGAUGAAGCUGGUCUCGUUAUUCGUGUAUUAAGGAUCACAGUUUCUCGUUUACUUGAGAUGAACUGCGCUCACCCGGUCGGUGCCCUGGAUUCUAUCGUCUCUCUCAUUCGGCGGAAAUUUGCUGAAGCCUUCGGUCCUGAUUCUCACUCCGAUACCAAGAAUUACGUGUGCGAAACAUGUCCCACGUGCGGUGAAUCUAUGGACCACCUUCUAGCUGAUCUUUUGAUAGUUCCAUCUGGGGUUAUCAGUGACUGUACAGAAGGGUGACAGGAGUAGUGGUGCUAACGCCGCUUCCUUGAUAUCUGGAUGUAUUUAAUCCUAUUCUGCAUACAGAUGACUCUUUCACACGGCUACAUUUCCGGGAUGAGCUCGAUUUCCUUAGAACCUAUUGUCAUAAUACCUGCUGAUUGUUUCGACUCAUAAUGAGAACCGACGUAGCC